AUGGCAGCUUCUCGACAUAUGUAUGCUGCUACACUAUCAAAUUUGAUCAUUUCACACUUCUUUUCAGUUUAUAGCAAUAGGCAUAUGCCUAUCAAAUCAUUUAAAAUCCUUCUUAUAUGCGGUCGAUAUUCAGUUAACCUGUAUAUGUAUGGAAUGUGGAAAAUCAAGAAUGAAUAUAUUUUCGAUAAAGAUAUAUUUUUAAGUUUGGAUUCUGGUGUUCUUGUGGGUUCCUUCUUGCAUUGGGUAGCUCAUCCUCGUGAUGUGGUGUCUGCAUAUCAUAACUUCAUUCUUGCAUUCGAUCUUAGAGAUGAAACGUUUCGUCAGGUGCCGCAGCCGCGGGAUACCAUGGAUGGAAAAAAGGAAGUGUUGAAUAUGGUAUCAGAACUUGGAGGAUGCCUUUGUGUGAGCUAUGGGAAUGCUGAUAUUUGGAUUAUGAAGGAAUAUGGAAUUGAGGAUUCCUGGACUAAAUUGCUCUCUAUUAGUUUUCCUACUCCAUUGAAACCUUUAUGCUACUCAAAGGAAGGUGAUAAAGUUUUGUUUGACUAUGAUAAGGGGAAAGAACUCAUUUGUUAUGAUCUAAACAAUCAAACUAUAGACAGAAUCGACAUUUUUGAAUCCUCCGAGUAUAAUGAGAAGACUUAUUGUUUGACUAAGUCUGGAUUUGUAUGCGCAUCAACCCUAGCGUUUCCCAUUGUUAAUGGUAGAUCAAGCAAUAGUAGCUGCAAGAAAAAUGUCAAGAAAGAAAAUAGCAAUAAAGCUUGA
Mercurialis annua (annual mercury) is the source of this 762-nucleotide messenger RNA. RefSeq names its product F-box protein CPR1-like. NCBI's taxonomy places the organism in Eukaryota, Viridiplantae, Streptophyta, Magnoliopsida, Malpighiales, Euphorbiaceae. The transcript has 5 exons. The record is from RefSeq and is a predicted model, not a curated record. The coding region runs from base 1 to 762 and encodes 253 amino acids.